GCGGCUGAACAGAGGAUGCUGGCCCCCUCCCCCGGCGUCGGCCCGUGUCUGCCCCGGAGGACAGCUUCAGGACGCGGGCUCCCGCCAGCCGCAGACCGCGCGGGCAGUUUGGCGUGACCUCGGACCCUAAAGAGCGGGAACAGGUUUGUGGAUCCUCAGAGGAGCUGGUGACCUGUGACCUCUGCAGGAGCCCCUCCCUCCAGGAUCUGUCUCCUUUGGAAGGACAUCAGCUCAGAGGAGGGCGGACCUCACGGCGGCGGCGGGCGUGUCCUGCUUGCUGCAGGUAUGCAGCGUGACUCCUCCCAGCUGUCUUCAUGCGGCACGCUCAGCUGAUGAUGUCGACCUGAAGGUCAGCAGGACCCAUGCUGCAGCGCAGGACUUUGAGGAGCGUCUGAAGCUGAAGCCCCGCCUCCCUCCGGAGUCUUGUGGCGAUGGCGAGCGCGUUGGCUGGCGAGGGGGCAGGGGGCGCGCCCGGCGGGAGCCUGCAGCACAGGAAGCGCCUGUCGUCCGUGUGCGACACGUGUAAGGGGAAGAUGCAGCUGGUGGCCGACCUCCUCCUCCUGUCCAGCGAGACGCGCCCCGUCAUGGCGUCCGACGGCGUGCCGCUGGCCGACACCUUCGACCAGUGCCGCGACACGGUCAUCGCCAGGACCAAAGAGCUGUCCAUCCUCACCCACGACAUCCAGAGCCAGCUGAACAUGGGCCGCUUCACCGAGGUGGGGGACCGCCUCCUGGAGAUGGCUGACCUGGUGGUGUCUCUGACAGAGUGCUCCGCCCACGCCGCCUACCUGGCGGCGGUGGAGAGUGCUGGCUCCCAGCCCUGCCUGCCCGGCCUGGUGGAUCGCUACAAGGUGACGCGGUGCCAGCACGAGGUGGAGCGCAGCUGCGCCGUGCUACGUGUGACGGCGCUGCCGGAGCUGACGCCGCCGCUGCUGCUGGAGCUGUCGCAGAACAUCUCCACCAACCUGAAGACGCUGACCGACGCCUCCUCGCUGGCCAGCGAGCGCUCGCGGGACCGCUUCGCCAAGGAGCAGUUCAAGCUGAGCGUGAAGAGCAUGAGCACGAGCGGCACCGCCUUCCUGGCGUGCGUGCGUGAGGUGAAGAGCCAGCCCAGCGAGCUGAGCCGCAGCCGCUGCGUGCUCUUUAGCGCCGCGCUGCUACAAGCCGUCGCCGCCCUGGUGGGCUUCGCCACCGAGCCGCAGUUCCUGGGCAGAGCGGCAAGCCUGUCUGCGGAGGGGAAGGCGGUGCAGACGGCGGUGCUGGGCGGAGCCAUGAGCGUGGUGUCCGCCUGCGUGCUGCUGACUCAGGGGCUCCGGGACGUGGCGCAGCACCCUGACAGCAGCGCACGCAUGUCCGAGUACCGCGAGCGGCUGCGCAGCUCCGCCUGCGCCGUGUCCACCGGCUGCACGCUUCUCACGCAGGCGCUGCGGGAGCGGUCCUCCCCCAGGACGCUGCCUCCUGUUGGCGUGCACGUUGGGAAGUAGGGCGGAGCCUGCCAAUCUGAACCGCUGUCCGGAUUCAGUGUUGUGUGUAUUUAUUUAACCAUUGAACGUCUUCCUGACUCGUGCUUGGCCCCGCCUCCUCCACGGACGCCGGUGCUCCACCCCCGACAGAACGCUUAUGGCAGAGGAGCUAGACAACUUUCACUGAUGAGAGGUUUAAAGUUGGAGGGGGGUGCUCCUCCCACCCUGACAGCCGGCAUACUGUCAAACCUCUGGCUCAGAGGGGCGGGGCUUACUGCAAACCAGGACUCAUGUGAAUGUGGAUCGAGUUGACAUUAAAAUUUGCUUUAGUUUGUAUGGA
Oryzias melastigma (Indian medaka) is the source of this 1803-nucleotide messenger RNA. RefSeq names its product talin rod domain containing 1 (gene tlnrd1). Bases 432 to 1484 code for a protein of 350 amino acids. Gene Ontology annotation, molecular function: actin binding. The record is from RefSeq and is a predicted model, not a curated record. Lineage: Eukaryota; Metazoa; Chordata; Actinopteri; Beloniformes; Adrianichthyidae. The transcript is spliced from 2 exons.